AUAAACCAGUUGCCAAACACCAGAGAUUUUCGUAUUCUGCAACUGAGCGAGCUUAUUCCUCUCUCUCCAGUUUCCAGCCCCGGCGAGAAAAAUGCUGCAGUUUCCGGCUUUCAUGACACAGUACCCUUGGUCUACAAGGACAAUUCCGACGUCGUUUUUACUGCCGUCUCAAUGGCCUCAACCCCAAAACGAAGAGCUACUGCUCGCCAUGGAAGAGUCUGAUUUUGAAGAAAAGUGCAAUGAAAUCAGGAAGACAAACAGCAACCAGGUGGUCAUUGGCAAAAUGAUUGCUGACAAUGAUAAGGAAGACAUAGAGGCAGAAGAUGAUGAUGCCGACAAUGCUGAGGAAUCUGAGGCUGAAGAAUUUGAGCAGGAAACUGGAUAAAACUACUCUGCAUCUUUGUUUCCUUUCCUGUCUUUACUCUUUAGAAUCCUCAAUUUGCAAUUUUUUGGGGGUUUUUGUUUACUGUAAAUCUGUCACUUUGGAAAGCCAGAGUUUCUGUAAUCGUUGAAUUUUUACCCUUAUAGUUUCAAAUUUAUGUGCCUCUUGAGCCGAUGUUACUUUGAUGGAUGAAUAUAACUUAACAACGCUCCUUUUGGUUCAUUUCCA
This is a messenger RNA of Benincasa hispida (wax gourd), 610 nucleotides long. Its product is annotated as transcription termination factor. Gene Ontology annotation, biological process: regulation of mitotic cell cycle spindle assembly checkpoint. The record is from RefSeq and is a predicted model, not a curated record. Gene Ontology annotation, cellular component: anaphase-promoting complex. NCBI's taxonomy places the organism in Eukaryota, Viridiplantae, Streptophyta, Magnoliopsida, Cucurbitales, Cucurbitaceae.